CAUUGCCAUUGGAUAAGAUGAAAUAAGAUUGUGACUGUGUGCUGGAUAUCUUCAACAUGGUUGUUAUGAUGCAAGGACCAGGAGGAAUGCUACCAGGAGCUUAUGUGUCCAGGACAUGGACGCCUCUUCAAACCGACUCACCCUGUUUAGACAUGAGAGAUUAACUAAAGUCAACAGGGACGAAUCAGUAAGAUGCAUUAUCACCUUGACUACCAGCCCGAUCAAUAAGAAGCUCCGACUGAUCUCAGCCUCUGGUCGGGCGUUUCAUCAACAGUUUCUUGUCUUCUUGUAGUUGUCUUCUUGCCACUCGCAAAACAUGCGUCCUUCCCUUGCCACUGCGGUCCUGCCCCCCAGGACCCGCUCCCAUAACCCACCCAACCUAGCAGUUGGGGGCCGUGAACACUUGUCAGCUCCACGGAGGCGCAGCCCCCACCUGAGGCACACGCUCAGCCCGGACAACCUGAGGACUCUGGCGGAGAGAGGGGGGGCUGGCGGAGAUAACGUCUCUGUCAUCAGCAAUCCUAUCGGGCUUCCGCGGGCCAACAGUGACACGGACCUGGUGACGUCCCACAGCCGGUCCUCCCUCACAGCCUCCACUGUGGAGCACACGCUGAACCGGGGCCAGAAUCUGGUCAUCUCCUGGGACAUCAAGGAGGAAGUGGAUGCUACCGACUGGAUCGGGCUGUAUCACAUUGAUGAAACCAGUCCAUCCAACGUGUGGGACUGUAAGAACCGAGGGGUCAACGGCACCCAGAAGGGCCAGAUCGUCUGGAGGCUGGAGCCCGGGCUUUACUUUAUGGAGCCUGAGACUAAGAUCUGUUUCAAAUACUACCACGGUGUGAGCGGAGCCCUGAGAGCCACCACCCCCUGCAUAACUGUGAAGAACCCUGCAGUCCUGGCGGAGCAGGUGGGCAUCGAACAUCCACGGAAACUGAUUAGCUUUACUUUGACAGAUCUUCGUGCCAAUGGCCUGAAGAAAGGAAUGUUUUUCAAUCCGGACCCUUACCUGAAGAUGUCCAUCCACCCAGGGAAGAGGAGCGUCUUCCCUAUCUUCAGCCACCACGGACAGGAGCGACGAUCAGCCAUCAUCGCUAACACCACCAACCCCACCUGGCACGGAGAGAAGUACACGUUUGUCGCACUAAUGACUGACAUCCUGUACAUCGAGGUGAAGGAUAAGUUUUCAAAAAGUCGACCGAUCAUCAAACGCUUCCUCGGUCAGCUCACCAUCCCUGUGCAGAGGCUCAUCGAAAAAAUUCCCGGAGUCCAGACCUGGGUCAGAGUGAGAACGGCCAUUUUGGACCAUCAGUCGGCUUGUGGUCGUGGUGAGCGCAUGGCGUUGGGCCUGGCGAGGGAGAACAUCAACAGUAUGAUGGACGUGUCCUCCAAAGCCAGGGUGGAGGUGGACGUGUACGAGCUGCAGAAGGACUCCCAGUACGACACUACUGACACCAGUACGUCACUGUCUCACUCUUCUUUAUUUUCUCCAUCAACCUAUUCGUCUGCAAGCUCAUAG
This is a messenger RNA of Notothenia coriiceps (black rockcod), 1516 nucleotides long. Its product is annotated as E3 ubiquitin-protein ligase HECW2-like. Bases 317 to 1516 code for a protein of 399 amino acids. The record is from RefSeq and is a predicted model, not a curated record. The transcript is spliced from 8 exons. NCBI's taxonomy places the organism in Eukaryota, Metazoa, Chordata, Actinopteri, Perciformes, Nototheniidae.